UUCAAUUUUUACUUCUUAGAUUUGAUCUAACAAUCAUGCAUGGCGGUAUAUAACUCACCAAGAGAGUGUGUUUGUGUGUGCUUCAACUUUCAAGUUCUCUCAAUCUCCUCUCUCUCUCUGCCAUCAUCAGUAGAAAAAUUACCAUCAUCAUCAUAUCAUAUCUUGAAGUUUUGAGGAAAUGAAGGGAAGAUUAUUUUUUAGUUUUAUAUUACUAACUUCUCAAAUGGUGAUCUGGGUUUCUGCUAGCAGCAGGCCUCUUGCACCUAGUGAUGCUCUUGCUGCAGCUGCUCAUCAACCAGGCCAGAGUCCACUCAACUCUGAUACAAAGAUGAACUCAGAAGAGGGCACCAAGACCACAAAUGAAGAAGCAUAUUCUGGAAUCGGGUCUAGUCCUCCAAGCUGUGAACACAAGUGUUACGGUUGCAUUCCGUGUGAGGCUGUUCAAGUUCCCACCACCACUCACCACAAGAAAUCCCAUUUGGGGAUUCUGUAUGCAAAUUAUGAACCUGAGGGCUGGAAAUGCAAGUGUGGUCCUUCCUUCUACGGCCCUUAGGUUUUGCCAUCACAUGUAAUAUUUUCCUCAAAAUGCAUCUUCCUCUUAUUGUCAUCUCAUUGUACAAUGCAUCAACUUUGGAAUAAAUUAGCUCUCUGAAGUUUUCUUUUCUAAA
Mangifera indica (mango) is the source of this 668-nucleotide messenger RNA. RefSeq names its product EPIDERMAL PATTERNING FACTOR-like protein 5. The transcript is spliced from 3 exons. The record is from RefSeq and is a predicted model, not a curated record. Lineage: Eukaryota; Viridiplantae; Streptophyta; Magnoliopsida; Sapindales; Anacardiaceae. Bases 179 to 553 code for a protein of 124 amino acids. Gene Ontology annotation, biological process: guard cell differentiation; stomatal complex development.